AAAAUAACAUUUUCAAUAUUCACACUACUCGGUUCUCUGGGUCACGCACGUUUUUGAUUUGUGUCUCAGGACUCUCUGUUUAACAUGGCUAUAUAUGAUUACGAGGGGCACGUAGAUGAUGAUGAUGUUGAAUCGAAUAAGGAUGUCCCCAUAGACACAGCAUGGGAAUUACAACAAAAGAAGACUUUUACCGCGUGGUGCAAUGCUCACUUAAGAAAUGUUAAUAAACAAAUUAACGUCAUAGAAAAUGAUUUUCGCGAUGGAGUAAUGUUAAUCAAAUUACUUGAAGUUAUCUCUGGUGAAUCAUUACCGGGUCCUGAGAGGGGAAUGCUGAGGUUUCAUAAAAUUGCUAAUGUAAACAAAGCUCUCGAUUUUAUCCAGAGCAAAGGCGUCAAGCUGGUGUCUAUCGGCGCUGAGGAAAUUGUCGACGGGAAUCCAAAAAUGACUCUUGGGAUGAUAUGGACAAUCAUUCUUCGCUUUGCUAUCCAGGAUAUCCAGAUAGAAGAUUCAUCUGCUAAGGAGGGUUUGCUGCUUUGGUGUCAAAGACAGACUGCACCGUACAAAAAUGUGUGCGUCGAGAAUUUCCACACUAGUUUUAAGGAUGGACUAGCGUUUUGUGCCAUAAUACAUAGAAAUCGGCCUCACCUAAUCGAUUACUCUCAACUCAAAAAGGGUGAUCACAUCAAAAAUCUAAAUCUUGCUUUUGAAAUAGCGGAAAAACACCUUGACAUUCCAAAAAUGCUCGAUCCAGAAGAUAUGGCAAGCCGCAAGAACUGUGAUGAGCAAUCUGUGAUGGCUUACUUGUCUUCAUAUUAUCAUGUGUUCUCAGGAUCUCACAAGACUGAUAUCGCAGCUACUCGUAUCGCUAAUAAUCUUCGGAUGAUUAGGGAAAAUCAAAAUCUGGAAGAAUGCUACGAAACAAUUUCGAGUAACCUUUCGGACUGGAUAAAAAUAAAGCUACGAGAAUUCGGACAACGUGAUCCUCAAACAUCUGUUUCCGCUGUUGAAGGACUACAGCAGAAGUUUAGAUUGUAUUACCGCCAAGAAAAGCCAUCUAAGUUACAGGAAAAAGCUCGCUUGGAGACAACCUACAAUACACUCCAGACUCGUCUGCGAUUAAACAAUAAGUCUCCUUAUGUACCAGCCAACGGACGCUUGAUAACGGAUGUUGCUAAGAAUUGGAGUUCUUUAGAACAGGCUGAUAAAAUCUAUGAGGAAUGGCUAUUAGAAGAACUACAAAGGCUAGAGCGUCUUGAAUAUCUGGCUAAGAAAUUCGAGGUGAAAUGCUCCACUCAUGAGGCAUGGACUAAUGGGAAACCAGAAGCGUUGGCUUCAAAUGACUUCCGCUCAGCUAUGCUAUCGGAAAUGAGGGCAUUUCAAAAGAAACAUGAGGCUUUUCAGUCGGACAUGACUGCUCAUCAUGCUCGCAUAGAGCACAUUCAGGCGCUUACCGAAGAACUUAAGUAAGCCUUUUCUUGCUCUUACUUGGACGAAAAUACUGAAUUCCUCAUUCGAAUUUAUUUAUGGCGUUUUAAAAUUUCGCUUCCAGAAAUGUAUCGCACAAAUAAAGUGGUAUUGUGAGAAAGGAGUGUCAUGCAAGCAAUAAACAAGUGAACAAGAAUAGCAGUUAGUAAAAAAUAAAGUUCGUUAAAAAAUAUGGUCAGGAUAGAGUUCUUCCAGUUAAGGGAGUUCGACCUGUCUUAAGCUUAACGUUCGGUAGAUUUCUUUUUGAGUUCUACCCUAGUUAAUAGUGAACCGUGGUUUUGUCUCACCUUACAAUUCAGUUUUUAUAAUUCUCCACUUCGAGGCUGGUUUUAGGAUAUCCUAAAUUUUUAGACCACUGGUUUUAUCCGCUCUACCCGUUUUCAGUGUAUUGUUUUUUCUUUUACGGUCGCAAACUUUUGCCAGGAUCUAUCUAACUCACAUUUCUCCAUGGUCAUCAAGAAUCCAUGUAAGCGAUCUGUAUGUCGUUUUUCUGUCAUCCAAGUUAUGAAUACAGUGAUAUUGAUUAUUGUUAGAGGUAUGACGACAGUUAUCACUCCCCGGCUGCCCACACCGUCGGAAGGUUCUUCUGGAGCUACCUGAGGUGGAAAUUGUGUUAUAGGUGGUUUUGUUGGCCUGAGAGUGUGACCGCAGUACUCAAGAGACAACUGCUUGAGGCCGGUCACACAUGACUUCUCGUAAGUAAUUUUCUUGUUAGCUCAGUACUUGUCGAAACCUUAGCGCCGGAGUCAGAUAUCCGUGGGAUAAGACAACGUGGGUAUUUUUAGGGUCGAGCUUUUCUAGCCCUACACUUCCUUGUGGGAAGGCAGCGUCGCUCUUAUGCUGGUUGUUUAAAGGUAACACCUUACUGUUGUCCCACCUCUCUACAGUCAGCAGUACGACUUCACAUCAGUCGUUGAAGUCACUAACUUCUGUUCUGAGCCAUGUCGGUAGAUGCAGACUACUUGGUUGCGGUCCGCGUGACUAUCGUAACCAAUGGUUGGAGACUAUGGGUGACAUGGAACAUGAUCGAUCACAAUGGCGUUUUUGUAUUCACUCUCUGUCUGCACUUAAACCGUGAGAUUAAAAUUGCAUUAUACCUUUAUUUCUACAAACUAAUUCUUUCUUCCUGUACUAUAUGCUUAUACACAAUCUUUCUUUUAUAUAUUACUGCUAUUGAAGUGACUAGUUCUAUGAAUUUGGUGUCCAUUUUGUUGUGCUAAUGAGGUGUGUCGACUUGGACCGAUGCACAUAUGUGCCUGGUCCUACAUUGUAGCUGACUAACAUCCUUGUUAUGCAGUGUGACAAAUGUUUAGGUUGGUUCCACGAAGUAUGCACAGAUCUUAUAGUAAUUGCUAACAACAAACUUAUUAAGUCAGAUCGCAGGUGGAUAUGUGGCACAUACAACAUGAAGGCUGAGGUUUUACUGAGUAACAUCAUCAUUCUCUUGAAAUGUCUGCGAAAAAAUUGUAAGCAACCCUGAAAAAAGGCAAUCCUGAAUUGAAUAAACAAAGACGCUCAGUAAAGUAAAGAAGAGGGUCUUCAACAUUAUUAGUAUCUAUGGAACACGCAUCGACACGAGUGAGGAUAUCCUGAAAUUCAGCACCAUCAUCAUAUCGGCUGUGCUAAACUCUAUCAGCAAACUUGUGUCCUCCAGUACAGGCUUCCUAAAUGCAACUGUGGUCCCAAAAAUUUUUGUAGACAACUGGAUCCCGUCAACACAGUUAAAAAAGAUCGAGUGUCUCCGUCAAAAUGUUGAACAGCUUAGGUCUUGCAGGAAAACCACCUCGUGAAGUGGCUGUGUAACCUACCUAUAUGAUUGUCCAACUAGUCCGCAAAGAGCACGGGAAUCCGAAACGCAACUCAUCUAUCAAGCAAAAACGUCCCCAACUCCAACGUACCCGAGAACCUGGGAAAACGAUCACGGUUCAAGAUAAUUAUCUCAUCACUAUGAACCUUAAAGACAGCUCUGACCUUCCUUUCAGUCUGCAGGACAAAAAUAACAGGUUGCUCUGGUAUGAGUUAAACAGGAAGCUCAAAUUUCCCUGAAUCGAGCCACUGACGGUUAAACGGCUUACUCCGAGGGCAGGAUUCCAAGCACCAGAAUCGUCCAAAACUCCUACGAGCAACGUUCACUCACAAUGCUGACGGGGAGGAUGUUCUGCUGGUCAGUCAUUCGCUGAAAUAGGAAGGGGACGUAAGAAUACCGUCUAAUACACAAUAUUCUGAGCGCAAUGUCAUCCGGAACAUUCCUAAGGAAUCUCGUGAGACGCUCUUUCCUGGAAGAAAUAUGAUUGUGCAAGUCGUCCCAAAAAAGCACUGUUCCUGACCAUGUAGGCUAUUAUAUUCUAGAGUUAAAGUUCACGAAGCAGUCCUUGAAACUCAAAAACAUAUUUACUCAACAAGAGUAGCGGUUGCUUUAUCUGUUCAUAUAGCUAUAAAAUUAACUAUUAGUUGUAACCACUCAUUUUUUACCAAGCUGGUAAUCAUUUUUAUGUUGAAAAAAGUUUUUACGUUUUGUGCCAAUACUAUUAUUUUACCUUUCAGUAAACUGAAUCAUUUUAACAUAAAUGCUUUCAAUCAACGUUACAAUACCAUUAUAACCACAUGGGAUGAAAUGAGAAAGUUGUCCUCUCAAAGAGAACGAGAAAUAUCUGUGAGUUAGGUGUAUAUUGCUUUGAUAUUUUAAAGAUAUUAUUUCAAAUGAUUCUUUCAUAUUUCUCGCUAUUGAAUAUACCUGUCAUUCUUGUAAUGAGACAGUUUUUAAACUUGAAUGUUUAUUAGUUAGUUUACUGUGUAAGGGAUCCAAAUCAGAUCAGAUAACUUUCAUUCAAUGGAGAAAGUGCUUUUACUAAUUGAACGUAAACUCAUUUUGCGUAUAAAACUCAUAAUCCAGAUGGUCAUUUACUAACUCCAUAUUCCAUUUGUAAGCAAUUGUAUAAAUCCACUAUUUUUAGUUUUACACAUUACUUCCGAUUUUAUUUGUGUUUGUCGUUUUUGGUUAACAGAAAGCUUUGACAGCUCUGGAAGAAAUCGACCAGCUUCACCUCGAUUUCGCGAAACGAGCUGCAGUAAGUAAAAAUUCUUUGUUAGCCAAAUGUUUUUUAAAUGAUUUUAUGUUCGCGUAAACAUAGUCUUAAAAUGGUUUAAUACUUAAGUACAUUCUUCUUGUAUGCCAAUUAUUGUACUAUUUGUAGCAAAAAAAACACAAACGCUAAUUUCUCACAAAUAGUGAGUUGAAUUGAAAAAUGAGUUAGCUGGUAUAAUUCUAAUAUGGGAUACCAAUAGCAAUAAGAGUAAUAGGAUUGAUAGCUAAAUUGAUAAUGAGGUAAAUACAGGUUUUAAACUUCUAAACUGGGUCAUUACACAUCCGUAACUAUGUAUCACUUUUAUGCUUAAAGGUGAAGUGCUUACUUUGUUAACUAUUGAUGUUCAAAAUGAUAUAUGUUUAUCAACUAGCAUUUUGGAAAGUAGGAAUUUAGUUCGACAAUUGGUCUACAGAAUCAUAUAAAUUUCUGUUUUAAACCUAUGAUCUCAAUGUGUUUUUAUAGUUAAGUUUUUCCAUACACUACUCAAAGAUUGCACAAACAAUAAUCUUUAUUAAUAGAUUGAUUGACUGAGUUUACUAAAUUAUUGCUUAUAUUUGUAAAAUUUUAUGGACAAAUCCUCUACAAUUCCUAAGAUUUUUUAUUAACUGCUACAAUUGUUUGUCGUUUAUUUUAGCCAUUUAACAAUUGGAUGGAACAAACAGAAGAGGAUUUACGAGAUACAUUCAUUGUUCAUACAAUGCCUGAAGUUGAGGUAAAAUUAUUGUAACUUAUUCACAAAGAGGAGUAAGAAAGAGAAAAGUUUUUCCAUGUAACCAUAAUUAUCAAUGUUGUAUGUAAUAUUGAUUCAGUAAAGUUCUAAUCCAUUGGUUCGGGCAUUCAAAUUUCAACCAAAUUCACUGGACUAGAAUUGAUUAAUAGCAUUUACUACAAGUUUUAUCGUGUGCUUACUUGUUUUGUUGUUUUUAAUACUUUUUCAUGUUUUUUCUGAAAUCCUGCAGAGAUUAAUUGCAGCCCAUCAAACAUUUGAAAAUACCUUAGAUGAAGCUGAGAACGAAAGUCGUCAACUCCAGUUGUGUGCACAAAAGGUUGAAGAAAUAGCUAGUGAAUAUAAACUGGUGAAUGCAACUCAAAAUCCUUAUACAAAUAUUGAACCUCAUGUGCUUCCACAGCGUUGGAAUAUGAUUCGUGAAUUAACACAGAAAAGAAGUGCAUUAUUACAUAGGGAACGUGAACGUCAACUAGCAAAUGAGAAAUUACGACGCGAAUUUGCACAGAAAGCCGAAGCAUUCAAUUCAUCUAUUGAAACUCAUCGUACGGAAAUUGUUAAAGUUAGCAUGGAAUCACAUAGUUCACUAGAGGAUCAACGAAAUAAUUUACAGAAAUUGGAAGAAGAAUUAAAUAGGCAUCAGGAUAAGUUGAAUGAAUUAGAACACGUUAAUCAGGUCAGUUGACCCAAACAUUAUUUCUCUCGUUUAUCUAUUAGUGUAUUUAUCUGCAAAGGAAACUAGAUUAGUGAUGAUCUUGUAGGUUGUCUGGGUUAUGGAGAUCUCCACAUCUCAGGGGAAGUACGGGAUACAAUGGAUGCAACUAGACGAAUUGGACUGCGCAGAUAACCUGCGCUUCUAUCUCAUACACACAAACAAGUGCAGGUAAAUACAACCAGUGUAGCAGCAACCUCUGCAGCAGUAGGCCUCCACAGACACAAGGGAAAAAGCAACAUCCUAAACUAUAAUACAGAACGCCCAUACAGUCACACUUGAUGAAAAAACUCUAGAAGAGGUGGAAAAUUCCAAGUACCUGGACAGCAUCAUCGCUGAGCGAAAACGUAAAGGUGAGAAUUGGUAAAGCAAGAACAGCAUUCCUACAAUUGAAGAACAAUGGAACGCAAAACAACUGUCAACCAAUAUCAAAAUCAGAAUCUCCAGUACGAACGUUAAAACAGUUCUACUGUAUGAGGCUGAAACUUGGAGAACUACCACAACCAUAAUCAAAAAUGUACAAGUAUUUAUAAACAAUUGUCUACACAAGGUAUUCAAUUUCCGUUGUUCAAAUACAAUCAGCAACAGCCUGCUUCAGGAUAAAACAAACUACCAACUGAAGAGUAAAUUAGGAAAGGACGUUAGAAUUGGAUAGGAUAUACAUCAUGGAGAUCAACAAACUACAUCACGAGGCCGAGCGCUGACUUGGAAUCCUAAAGGGAAAUUGAAAAGUGGAAGACAAAGGAAUACAAUGCCACUGGAAUUGGAGCAGACAUCAAAAGAGUGAAUAGCAACUGGAAAGGAUUGUGCAGGACAGAGUUGGAUGGAGAAUGCUGGUGAGUGACUUAUGCUCCUCUAUGAGGGGUAACAGGCGUAUGUAAGUUGGAAACUGAAAGACCUGAAUAUAGGCUUAAAAGGACAACUCUUUAAGGUUGGUCAUAAACGGCCUUUUUGUAGAAAUGUUUUGAUGUAUUAGCUGCACACUUCAAAAGGACCUACUUCUGCAGACACCAAUCCAUGGGGUAAGGCAAUGUUUGAUAUUUUCAGGGUUGACUUUUUUUCAGCUACUCUUUCCAUCGUGAGAAACCAGCAUUGGUGUAGAUGCUCGUUAUCUGGGGAGAACGCCGUACUGCCGUUACAGUUCUAAACGGUCACCAGUUUAAUACUACCGUCGGACCUUUAGUUGCUUACUUCCGUUUUACUGUUCUUCAGCCGACCUUUAUGACAUUGUAGGACAUAAAGAAUAUGUCCCACCCAAUAUAGUUUGAUUUAGUUAUUAAUAUAUGCCAGUUGUUAUAUUGGCUUUGUAGUUUUACCUUCGAGUUUCUGAGUUUUUUGAAUUCGCCGUGAGAUGAAUGCAUUGUAGUUAUUAAGCUGAACGUUAAACUGUACUUUCUCUUAGUUAUAGGGAAACCUUUAAAACUCAAGUUAAAAUCUUAUUCUGUUUCAGACUCUCAUCAAUUGAUAAUUCUAGUUGAUUACGCGUCCUUCACUUGAUGACGAGUUAAGUUCUAAAUAAUAAAUUAAUCUGCUAACUAGUAGUUUUUCUACUUAUCUUUGACUAAAUCUUGAAUUAGUCAGUAUUGAAUAUCAGGGUUGAGUUAGAAAAAAAAAGUGAUAUCUUGAACGUAUAUAAUUUUUUGCAAAAUCCUCUAUGUGAAUAUGCCUGUUCUUUUUAGAGAAUGUUUCUUUUGAAAACGUAAAGUGAAUUCGCCUAAUUUUUUUUUAGCUCUAAUUAGAAGUUGAUCUCCUGUUUUUGUCUGUGUAUAUAACGGGUUAUGAAUGACUAGUAUUAAUUUUAAGUACCUGAUAGUAAUUUCAGUGUAACAAUAUUUGCAGAGCGUAUUUUCGAGUUUUUUGAUGGCAAAUAUUACAAUCCAUCGAAUAUCAGUGUGAAUAUGAAUACUGAGAUUCAGGUUUUUAAACUCAACUGUUGUGAAUCUCAAAAGAGGAAAAAAACAUGCGUUCUCGAUCUCCAUCGCUAGCCACUAGCCAAACUCCAAUGAUGUGACAAUAGUUAAUAUCGUCAUUGAUUUAAAUAAUACUUUGAUUUCAUUUGCUUUUUUCUUUUUUUUCUUAUUACCUAGGCAUUAGAAGAUGCAUAUAUAUUUGAAAAUCCAUAUACUGUUUACUCAAUGCCAACACUGCGCGUUGCAUGGGAACAAUUGUUCACUUUAUUACACUACUCUGUCAAUGAAAUAGACAAUCAGAUAUUAACAAGAGAUUCCAGAGGAUUAACAGCUGAACAAAUGAAUGAUCUGCGUACUUGUUUCAAACAUUUUGAUAAAAAUAAUACUGGACGUUUAGAGCCAAAUGAAUUUAAGGCUUGUCUUGUUUCAUUAGGUUAUAAUUUUAGAGAUGAUAUAAAAAAUGUAAGUUAUAGCAAUUAUUACCAUUAUUGCCAUCAUUCACUAUUUUAUUGAAUAAUGUUCAUUAUUGUCGUGUAUGAUAACUGCAGCUCAAUAAAUUAAAAAUCAACUCCCGUAUUGGACAAACAUGGGAAUUUUUGUUGAGUUCAUCUAACUCAAAUAAGUAUUUUAUAGCAUAACCUUAAAAAAGCAAAUAUGCUGUGGCCAUAAUUUCCUAUUCAUUAAGUCUAAUCAAAUCAGUUGUAACAGUUACUCUAGGUACGCUGUAAUGUUUUGAGAAAUUUGGCUUCAGUAUUGGGGUAAAUGUUUUACUAACAAGUUACCACAAGUUAGAACUGUGGUUAGAUAAUCUAGACCUUCAAAUUUAAAACCAGAAUACCGUCAACCCCUUGGGGUCUACACAAAAUUCGUUUCAUAGUUGUGCACGCAAACUUGAUAUGGUUUCCUAGUUACUUCAAAUGCUACAAGAUUCAGAUCCUCUUAAUAUCGUACUUUAAUGUUCAACCAAAUACUCGAUCUACCAUUUUAUACACUUAACUAAGUUUGGAUAACUGUAAUGAUUGAUGUAGGGUUUAAUGGCUAUGGAGUAAAGUCACCGCUUUAAUUUCUGAGUUACUCGUUGUACUGUACUCUCCAACUGUUACUUUUCCUAUGAACUCUCAGUUUUGCCUUUAACUACUUAGGAACAACCACGCAGGAGUGUACAUAACACAACAUAACCGACCGAAUUUUCUCCAUGUUUUGAUUACUCUUGAUUUAGGUUCUAAAGAUCUCUGGGUAUUAUUAUUAUUUUUAAACAUUUAAUAAUCGAUUUACGUGGAAUAUUGUAUACAUCAUAAGGGUUGAAUCCUCUUAGUAUUAUAUGAUGCAGACUAAAUUAUGAUAAAUCUAAAGAGUACGUGUGGAUUGGAGGGCAUUUUUAGAUUUUUUUUGAAAAUACUAAUUAAAUCAUUCACUAGGUACUUGGGCAUAAGCCACACUCUAAGUGUGAAGGCUAGUGGUGUUAUCCGAUUGUCCAGCCUAAAUUGGAGCACGACUCGAAUCUGUGCGAUUCGAAUGUCUUAACGAUUAAGCCACCGCUCCGAUUAUUGGAGAGCUUUAACCUACUUAGGGAUUAAGAAAUGAAUACAUUAGAUAGUUAAAGGUAAUCGACAAAAAACUAGUCAAUUUAGCAUUUACAGUGUUACAGGGUAUUGAUUUGUUAAAAAUUUUCUACUUGUUUCGCAACAGUCAUUGCCAAAUCUGGCAUCUGGUUCUCGUGGCUCCGUAUGCGUAAGUUCCGAAAAUUUUACUUUUACGUCUGAAGUUAACGUUUUGUAUUUGUAAUAUAUAUUAAUAUGUAUAAUAGUAAUAAUCAUUAAAUGAUUAUAGUUCUAAACCUUUAGGGAAGUCUACCUAAUUCAUGUUGUGUAAAAUAUUCUGGAAUAGGUAUUCUUCAUGUUAUUUAUUAUUUAUUUAUUUUAACACAUUGAUAUUGGUACAAGAAGGCACCAAGUACAUAUGCGCCACACAAAUCUUAUUCGAUAUGUGUGAGGGCUGUGAUACUGCCUGGGUGCCCAAACCGAAGCAGGUGGUUUUCUUAGGGGGCCACUCCCUGAGCCUUUGACCUAAAGGUCUGACCCACAAGGCAGUGAAGCAUCGUAAGGAGAUGCAGUCUCAUGGAAGCCGGUGACCAACGAGUGGUUCAUACGCCAUUUGUUCCCGCAGGAUACUGGAGCCCAUGUGCACCAUCAGUUUGGGAUCCGGUUAAAGCGCCGGACAUUCGCUUUUCGUCCUCUCAUUUUUGUUAAUAGCACCCCCGUCACGAGAAGGCAUUGAGUAGGACUUCCCUGGCAGAGACUAUAUACGCGUGGCCGUGUGAGAGUAUUUCGAGAGGGAGAGAGGACUCUCCCCACUCUCAGCCGUACCAGGGCAUUUGGGGGCAUUAAUCUUAGUUCAGCGAUUAUAUCACUUCUGAUUGUUAGAUUGCGUGUUCAAAGUUCACUCCAUCUAUCUUAGUAACGUUGAUUAUUAUCACGAGACAAUAAUCACGAAGUAUGUGGCUCAUGUAAUUGGUCUGGGUUGUCAAAUGUCUCUUGUAUUAAAUAUUUUUACUAUUGUUGUAGUAAUGUAACGAACUUCAACCUUAAAUUCAUCAGAAAUUCUGGUGAUCUCAUCCAUAACACUCGUUUAUGCAUGCAUCCAGAUAAAAUAUAGCUUAUUAUGAGUGCAAGAUAUGUAAAGGGGAAGCAUAAAUCACUUUUUUAAUGCAUAAAAGGUUUUUUUCAAUAAUAUCGGUUCGUGAAGUUACUGUCUAUUGGUAUGAGAGUCGUUGUUAGGAGCAGAUUACCUAAUAGGAGUUCGCUCGAUGAUUGUGAUCAAUGGUCGAAGUUAUUGUGUGGCAUGACUCGAAAUCAGUCGCACUAACAGACACUUGUUCUUUGUUGCCCUUAAAUUCUUUCUCAAACUAUAUUCUAUAUUUCAUAUCCUGAUUUUUCUAUCACUGAUUUUUUCAUUAACUCAAUUACCAGAUACAGAUUCGUGUACUUGACUUUGAGCCACACUCUAAGUGUUAGAGCUAGUGAUACUAUUGGGUUGCACAUGCAAAAGUGAAGUAGGUUUUAAACUUCAGACCUAGUAGGUGAAAGUGCGACAUCUUGACCACUUAGCCAUCGCCUCACUGGUACUACUGAUAUUACUCUAAUUCCUACUUGUAAAUUCCAUCUCACUGCUAAUAUGUAAUACGACAACUUGGAUUGAUGCAUAUAUAUAUCAGUUCUCAUGUUACUUAUCAUCAACCGACUAAUUGAUGUCAGUCCGACUGAAUAAUAUAGGGCUAAUUCACGGCUUAACAGGAAGGUUUCGAGAAAAUUAAAAAAUGGUCAAUCGAAGAGCAAAAUCAUAUAUAUAUUUGAUCAUGUCUAUUCACAACCCAUUUACUAGGCAUAUGCUCAUAAUAUGUAAAUAAAUAUUGUUUACGGGCAUAAGAAAGUAAACUAAACAAUGAAUCAUUAGGCUAAAUUUAAUUGAUACUAUUUCCUUCCUGUCAUUCAUUAGGACAUAAUUCUAAUGAACUUACCAUGACUUAGAUCUAUUUUGGAAUAAAGUAAAUCAUUACCGCCAACACUUGUUUUCAUUAGUUUUGUCUAUAUUUUCUAUAAAGAUGAAUAAUCUGUCGUCUUCGUUAUUUUAUACGUUGUGUUUACAUUUAAUUGAAGUUUGUCUCCUUUCUGAUCUUUUAAUGGGUACCUUGGUUUUAAUUACUUUUGAGACUUUUUUUGUUUGUAUUAUUCUUAACUCUGUAAUUGUUUUGUAACAUAAUUUGUUGUUAGCAAGAUGGUCACAGUUGAAGUUGUACAUCGUUUUUAAUCAAAUGUUCUAAUGACAAAGCCUGACUUCAUCUCUAUCCUUAUUUAUUGUCAAUGUGUUGUUUGUUGUUGGUAUUGGGGGGAAGAGCAUCAGUCCAUGGUAACUGACAUCUGUGAUCUAAGUUGUGCAGAUAAGGCGACUGGAUUUUUUCUAGUUCGUGUCGAUAUCUAUAGUUGAAGAUUUUAGCUGAUAUUGUAGAGUAAUAUGUAGUAAGCGUUUUAAACGAGUUGGGAUUUUAGACACUGUUGAGAAAAUACCUUCUUCCGUGAAAAAUCCGUUCACGCUUACCAAAAAUUUAGUUUAUUCAAAUCAUAAAUUCAAAUUACUUAAACCAUAUACGACAAUUCAUUUCUAACUUGAUGCCAGUCAUAUUGUUAGAUCGUCAUAUUUAGGGUCACGCAACAAAAUAUUACAAAUACAGAAUAUGUUUAUGGUCGAUAAUAAUAAUAAUUGUUGAAGCCUUUCAGUGUUCAUUUUUUGAUUUAUACUCUAUUGGCGACGGGUGUUGGAGUAUUAGACAAAUCGUACUGGACGAGAUCUAAUUUUCAAGUUACCGUGACUGGUAAAUACUUCAGUGGAAUUUAUGUUUCAUUUGUUCUCAUCUAUUUUGUAAUAAACUUCACUAUUAUAAAACUCUUCUUAGAUUUCAUAAAAGUUUUUAAUUGAUAUACUAUGAAUAGUUUUAUUAGCAAUAAAUCAGUGAGAAUGAAACAGAUUGAGUGGCAUUUCACUUCAAUAUAGUGUGUUUCAACUUUAUUGUAAUGGAGGUGCUCAUCUUUUAGAGCAAUUGAGUUUUAACCGUUAGCUUACAGGUUUGGACCACACUGUCUUAAUAACAGUGCAAUUUAAAUCUAAGCACGUAAAAUUACGCUUAAUAAAUGAGUUAUAGCUUCAUUCAAGUUACGCGUUACAUUCUGUAUUUGUAUUGUCAAAACUGAAGGCUACGAAAUUUUCUCCUGUUGUUAACUGCUUUCAUUGAUAAAUUUCUUAGAAGAUUAUUUCAUGCACAUGUUAGGGUAAAUUCAAGGUGCUCUCCCGAUUAUGAUUAGAGUAUGAACAUACAAAUUUUUCUGAAUGGUGAUAUGCCAAGUAUUAUAGAUUUGCAGUUAGUGUCAAAUAGUCACUAUGUACUUAGUCUAACUCAUUAUCAAUGUAGUCUGUUUGCUUGUCUUAAAUAUUGUUAACAUGUUUACAUAUACUUAGUUAUCCAUUAAAUUUUACAUAACAAAGUGCCUUAUCAUUGGUAAUUCCUUACUUCUGCUGUGUAUAUAUUCGGUUUCUUUAUUUUAAUGCACUAGAGCCUUGAUUGACAUAGAUGAGCCGUUAGUGAAAAAAUUGGUCACCACAUAAUAACUGGUGUCACAAUUUCAACCUAAUAUUACCGUAUUUCAAAGAAGGUACAUCUGUAGCGUUGCACGCUUACUUUUUUGAUGACUUCGUGAUAACCUACCUCUAUUUAAAUAUGUAUUAAUUGGUCGACCAUAGAGCACUUCUGAUUACCAUAUUUCUAAACUUUUUAGAUUUUAGGUUUUAGCUUGUUCUUGUCUUUAGUUGACUGAUGUCAAUGCAUUUUUCUGUCACUGACUUUUUAAACACUUGCCCCUCUACCAAUAGGUUUUAAACUGCAGGCUCAUCUCAUUUAAUUUGGUUUAGACAACUAGACAGUGUCUCCCAAUCUAAUUGGAAGUGUAACUCAAAGCCGAGUACAUGGACGUGUAUUUGAUUGAGUAGAUUAUAUUGAAUAUUUUGUAGAUUUAUCCCACUAAUGUGUAUUUGGAUCAAGUUUUUUUCUCAGUAGUAUGGUUUCCCAUAGUAAUACUAUCUCAUUUUACAGACAAUUAUAUACAUAUAUAUUAGCUUAGUAUAAAUAUAAUGUGUAUUUGCCUGGUAAUAAUAACGUUCUUAUCGAUUUCAUACAGAGUAGAAGUAUGCACGAUAUAGAGUACUUAUAAUUAAAAGUCCACCCUGAUUGUGUUUUAGAAAAAACUUAACUUUUACUCUAUUAUUUUUUUAUUUGUUUGUUUCUUAAUACGGAUAUUCACUACACAACACUUAGUUUAUUUCGAAUGCCCCAGUAUAGAUUGUUUGUAUAGAGACGCGUUAUUGGGGCAUAACUUUUAAAUUCUGUUUUUCAUCAAUAUAUAGCUACCACAAGUUGACAUUAGUCACAAAGUCAUAGGAAAUUCAACAGUACUCGGCUGAAUGGUCAUACACUUCUGUUUCUUAUUUGAGUUAUUUAGACAAAACAAAAUAGGCUCGGUUGUAGUAACUGUUUUUUUCUGAAUCACAGUUUUGUUGUUGUGUAUGUCUAUGUAAUAUUGCCAUCAUGAAGUAAUCGGCUACAUAAGAAGGUUCGAAAUUCCCCGAUAAUUUAUAACAUCUCUCCUAUUUUUAUUAAUGAUUGCAUCAUAGUAACAAUCUGUUUUUAGAAUUACUAAAAGCUAUUCAGAUUGAAAAUCAAUGCGAAAUAAGAUAAUAUUAAGAAAAACGUGACGGUUAUUUUUGAGAUUACAAUUUGCUUCGUAAUUGUAUACUCUCGAUUUAUUUUGAUUAAACAUUUUGACAUAGAAUAAUAAUAAUAUCUAAUAAGCAUGAGUAUUGAUAUUGUUUCUAAUCCUAUCCGAUAUUUAUUUAUGACAAAUUGUGUUUUGAUUAUCCGACAUAUUUCAACAACUUUUUUCUGAAUGAAUUUCCAAUUGUCAAUCGACAUCAUACGGUUUACUAUUAAUAGCACAGUAUCAGUAGUAUAUUUACCCCUCCGUUACUAAUUUACAAUACUGAACUUUCAGUAGUAAAUUUUUAUGUCUACUUGAGUACACAAAGUUAUAGUACUGUUUACUGAAAAGUAAAGUAUACUGUACAAGUUUAUUGUACUCGCUUCUAGGUGCUAUUUUAAUUCAUUCAUCCAGCUACAACGUGGGACUCUCUUCUUUACUUUACUGAGCGUCUUUGUUUAUUCAAUUCAGGAUUGCCUUUUUUCAGGGUUGCUUACAAUUUUUUCGCAGACAUUUCAAGAGAAUGAUGAUGUUACUCAGUAAAACCUCAGCCUUCAUGUUGUAUGUGCCACAUAUCCACCUGCGAUCUGACUUAAUAAGUUUGUUGUUAGCAAUUACUAUAAGAUCUGUGCAUACUUCGUGGAACCAACCUAAACAUUUGUCACACUGCAUAACAAGGAUGUUAGUCAGCUACAAUGUAGGACCAGGCACAUAUGUGCAUCGGUCCAAGUCGACACACCUCAUUAGCACAACAAAAUGGACACCAAAUUCAUAGAACUAGUCACUUCAAUAGCAGUAAUAUAUAAAAGAAAGAUUGUGUAUAAGCAUAUAGUACAGGAAGAAAGAAUUAGUUUGUAGAAAUAAAGGUAUAAUGCAAUUUUAAUCUCACGGUUUAAGUGCAGACAGAGAGUGAAUACAAAAACGCCAUUGUGAUCGAUCAUGUUCCAUGUCACCCAUAGUCUCCAACCAUUGGUUACGAUAGUCACGCGGACCGCAACCAAGUAGUCUGCAUCUACCGACAUGGCUCAGAACAGAAGUUAGUGACUUCAACGACUGAUGUCACGUUUUGGUUUGGCCGCCCUAAUGUUCUUCCAACCAUCUCCAACACUGGUCAGUAUUGCGCGUCGUGGUAAUCGGUGUUCAGGCGUACGUAACACGUGGCCCAACUAUUUCAGUCGAUGAAGAUUUACAACUUCAUCAACUGAUUUACCAUCAUUCCAUAAUACCUUGUGUCUAACCUCACUAUUACUUACCCGGUGAUCCCAGUAGAUGCGAGCAAUAUUUCUAAGGCAUCUGUGGUCAAAUACUUGUAGCUUACGAGUACCUUCUACUGUUAAUGGUCACGUUUCGCAGCCGUAAAGUAGGACAGUACGAACUGCCGCACAGUAUACUGUUCCGUUUAUUGAUAGGCGGAUAUCUAACAUUCGCCAUAGGUGAUGUUGAUAAGUCUUGCUAAUUUGAACGCUUUAUUCGGUUCCUAAGCUAUGCUGGUAACCCGCAAGGUGGAACUAAACAGAGACCUGAACACGAGAGAAAAGGCGCAAAUUCAGCGGAAGCAGUUUACUCUAAAGGUUCAUUUUUGUCCAGAAAAACACGGGUAUUUAUAGAUUAUUAGCAUUUGUCAAAUCAACAUUAUAUUUUUGCCAAUCUGCUAAGAGACAUUAUGCUAAUGAGGGUGUGUCUUGGGCCUCUGGAUGCUCCGUUGCAGUUCUCGGAGUCCGACUCAACAGAUGUAGGCUAGCAAAAGUCAAACGAGCUUAGAUUUUGUCAGAUACCAACCCAUUAGGGUUGACCAGACUUUGAAGAUAAGUGAAGUUGUCGACUCAUUCGACUACUUCACUCCCUAUCUUUACUUCGUGUUGACGCAGGCCAAUCCUGAAUCAACAAUUUGCAUUUAGAGGGGGAUAAAUGACUCCCAAACAUUCUGGCAUUGUCGCUCAGUGCUAUCAAAAGACUGCAUUUUAUCAGCGUUUUCACCCAACAGGAGUAUGUCAUCUGCGUAUUAUAAGUCGAAAAGUGGGCCUCAUGGUAGGAAAUCAAUGCCCGAGAUUUCAAUGGGCGAGAACUUUAUGUUUAGUAGUAGAUCUAUGUUGAAAUUGAUUAAAUAUGAAGAUAGGGGACAGGUUUGACGGGAACCAUUAUAUUUCGCGAAAUCUGAUGACAGUUUGCCAGAAGUUGACUCGACUAGUGUUGUUCGGGUAGAUGUCACUGCUUUUUCCUCAGCUGUUUGUAUAUCUUUCCAAGGAGCAUCCGGGUCAGCCUCGUUUUGAGAACUACUUAAAUCCUACUUCAGUCGUUCCUGGAAUCUAGUUUUUUGUUUUCUCUUCACUGUGUUGAAUUCCAAUGGGUCUUCUUGGUGUCGUUUCACUGAGUUCAGUUAGGCGCAAGAAAACGCGUGCUCGUAUUAGAGCGUAAUCAAAGUCUAAGCAUGUACUCCAGAACGAGCUACUGUCUGCUAUCGCGCCUCCAAACGAUAACUAAUGGCAAUAUGGUCUAUUCGAGUUUUUUGUUGGUUUGUUGUGGGGGGGGCUCGCCAUGUUAGACUUUGUCUCCUUAUGCCUAAAAUUAGUGCUUGCUAAAAAUAAACGAUUGUCUGUGAAUAGUUGCAACAAACGAUCACCAUUAUCUGUUCUCUUCUCCGGAAUUAUGAAUUCCCACCUAAACGUCUUUCUGUUUGGUUUAGUUACCUACUGGAGUUAUAAAGUACUGAAUGUGAAUGUUUAGCUUUAUGAAGAAGUUCAGAAAGCUUUCUGUAAAAGUAAUCUUUCACCUCACCCGGGCUGCAGUCAGUGGUGACGUAGGCAGAAACGACGAAUAGGCAACGAUGUGUGUCCUUAUCCUUCCGAGAUCUUACGGAGCCGUUUAACCGAACAGAACAUAGGCGACUGUUAACAGGGAUCCAUUCUAGUAGUGCUUGUUCUGCCCUCGUACUUAGUGCUAUGCCUACACCUGCCAGUCCACAAGAACUUACCGUCUGGUUGCCAGAUAAAUGGAGGGUGUGUCUUGUCACCUCCCCGUUUUGGCGAGGUGAGGUCAAGUGAAUGACCACACUAGGAUCUUGUAUGCGCGUUUUGAAGACAGCAUAAACCAAUGGUACGAGUUUCUAUGGUUUCAUCCAAGGUGCCCUGCUGGACAAUUUGACAUAAGGUGCGCACUUUGAAGGCUCCAAUGUGUAGUUUGAAGUGAGGUUUCAGUAAACCUGGGACAAUGUUUUUGGUGCACUAGUAUCAUUGAUCAUGGUAACACUUGGGGAAGAAGUCAAAAGAGGAAUUUUAGAGUUGAAGUUCAACUUAGGAAGAAUAUUAGUAAUUGAAGAGGGAGAUUCGUUAUGAAUACUGUGAUCAUGAUUCCUGUUAGAAGUAUUAGGCCGGUAAUCACUUCCCGAUUGUCCACAUCUUUGGUGGGUUCUUUUGGAGGUACCUGAAAAGGAAAUCGGACUAGAGGUGGACUUAGUGACCUGAGAGCGUGAUCGCAUUGUCCAUGGGACAACUGAUUAAGGCCGGUCACACAUGACCUUUUGCAAGUAGUUCUCGUGUUAGCUCUGCACUUGUUGGAACCUUACUUCCGGAGACAGAUAUCCGUGGGAUAAGACAAGGUGUGCAUUUUUAGGGCCGACCUAUUCUAACCCCACCCUUACUUGUGGGAAGGCAGCGUCACUGUUAUGCUUGUUGCUUGAAGGUAACACCUUACUGCUGUCACACCUCUGUACAGUCAGCAGUACGACUUCGCCCUCGGAUCUUGGGUUUGUUGCUUUUAGUUUUACCGCUCUUCAACCUACCUGUCUGGCAUGGUAAGACCUUGAGAAACAAUUGUCCUGGUCAGUGGAGCUCGAUUGGCCCAAACACCAAAUCAAGGUAGCAGUAACGGUCGGGACUGUUCUAAUUGAAAUAGGUAUAGUGAAAUUCGAAACUGCAACCUAAUAUAACCUAUGAGUUUUAUGUGCUUGGUCUCUGGAUGGAUGUUAUUUGGCAUACACUUUUUCAUCUUUAUUCAUAUGAAAUCCUAGGGACCAUGCUACACAAUAAUUUCCUUGGUAAAUUAUCAAUCAUAUUGAUGCAUCUGUUUUUGGCCUGUCCCUUUGAAAAUAUGUAAACUUGAAUGUAGCAUGAUAGGAUGGAGAACAAGCAUUGAGUAAAGUUUUUUGAGUCUAUUUUACGUAUUACUCCCCACUUUCCAAAUUAAUGUUUAAUUCUAGGUAGAAUAGGAGAAUGUAGGUAAAAAGUGUGACUAUUGAAUUACUUAUUCCACAGUGCCCUCAUAUAUUUCUUUACUGAUACUUCUCUCUCUGUAGUUAGUUAAAGACUUGUUGCAAAACUUGAAGGCCAUUAGUCCGAUCAGUUCCUGGGGUCUAUAGGUGCACACUGUUGAGGAAUACUAUAAUGGAAUAAAAUAGCUGUUAAUGUAUCCCUCCCUCUUUCUAAUGUGUUCCGACUGAGUUCAGCCUUUGACGAACACUACUUUUAAAUUAAGGUAAUCUCCACGACAUCCCCUCAUUAAUACUUCGUAUUUCUCUAUUGCAAUUGAUCAAUAUCGAAACGUUUGCUUUAAAAACUUGCAACUUUUCAUGUCAUUUUUAUGGUUUAACGACAUGUUAUUCACUGACUAUAGGUCACUUUUAAAGUUGACGAUAAUAAAUUUUCACUGAAAUUCUUUCGCUUAUAAAACGAAACAAUUUAAAUCGUCACAUGUACGUGCAAUUUACUAUCUGUAUGAGUAAACAGGUUGGCUUGUUAAAUAAACCCACUCUAUCAGAUGGUUUUUGAUAAAAAUCCUAUAAAUAUAUGUAUAUUUGCACACAAUUUUGUGCAUAGGCGUAUCCGUUUCAUCUAAAGUAAUUAACGCAUUGAUAAGCUGUAACACAAUUGUAGAACUCAAAUGUUAAUUUUUCAACCAUGUGACCUGGUUUCUAAAAAAAACUUUAGACCAUCAUAUAACUUGCUAAUAUUUUGUUGCUUAAAGUUGGUAUGUAUGCUUGUUUAGCUCCGUGUAAUUCAAGUAUUAUGGAAAUGAAAAUCAAAUUAUUCAUAUGCUACCUGGUGCUUCUAUUUAUUAAUAUCGAUUCAUUUGUUAACAUUUUAUCAGAUCUAUCAGCUACUUUUUUCAUGUGAAGAAGAUAGUUAUGAUUCUGGAGAAUAUAUAUGUAUAUAUACCUUUUCAUAAGCUAGCGCUAGUCAGUCGGUAGAAUUUUACUACUGGUUUCCUCAACUUCAUAUCAGUGAAGUAGUGAUCCUGGAGUCUAAUUCACAGUGAUUUUGGCAGUGUGUUUUGGUGAUUAGCUUAGUUUUGAUAUGCAGUACUCACUUAGACGUUUUUGCAUUGUUUUUCUCAAUGUUACUAAUUUUUGAAGAAAAGUAAAAGUGUGAGCCAUUGACAACUGUAUUUCAUGCAGUUGUCCGAUCUUUGUCUCAGAUACCUUUAUUCGAAUAAUAAUUGAAUUGACCAUAAAAAUUUCCAGUUUCGCUUUUCCGUCUUCAUCCAUCUUAGCGUAUUACGCUGAUGUGGUGGUGAUGCGGUGGCUUAGUGGUUCAUGCAUUCGACUUUUAGCCACUAAGUCUCAGGUUUGAAUACCGGUCCACUAACUUCACUUUUGGACAACCAGUUAGUAUCAUUAACCAUCAUACUGCUCAUAUACAAGUACCUAGUUAGUGAGUUAAUUUGAAUUUAAAUUAAUACACGAAUAAACCAAAAUAUACCAAUAAAAUGAGUAGUUGAAAAUCAAUUCAUUAAACGAUACUAUCUAUCAACGAUAAGCUUUUAAAUAUGUUUCAAUUGGAUAGAAAUUAUUAUAACCGUCUUAAAUUUUAUGUUCAGCAUUUUACAACACAUAUUUAAUCAGUACAGAAUUUUGUGGAGAUUGUAAAAUUAUGAUGGUUUAAAACACAAGUUGAUCUUAUAUAGAUCGGGAUGCAACAGACUGCCUUUCAUCCUGAUACGGGGACUCUUCGUUAGUGCUCAUCCAUGACCCUGGAUCCGAGAAUCAGACCCAUGGUUUCCGACCAUGCACCCGAGCGCCCAACCUUUAUCUCACUGAGUUGGUAUCCACCGGUGUUGAUGCUUAAUUUCUGUCGAUUCACGACAUUAAAGUGCCCUCAUUCACGGCUCGAGAUGAAUAACUAUCUUGUACUUGACGUGGUCGAAUUUCACUUUUCACGAUUUCUCAUUAUGACUCCAUUUAAUGCUUUUAGUUUUCAGUGGUGGUCUUGACCUUAGUUAACAAGUCCUUUUUUUAAACUUACUUUCGUCCCAUUAACGGGAUUCAGCUUUCGUAUGCAGGUUAUCUCCUGUUUUUAAAUAUCCAUCAUUGGCUUUUGGAUGUUCAUGUUUGUAUUCCUAAUUUCAUCGACAUUCAUCUAAAAUGUAAAUUGUAGGGUUCUUCAUUGUGAUUUAUCUCUUUGUGUGUAUGUAUUUUCUAUUGCAAACAUGCAUAGAAACAAUCAGUUUUGAUAAGAAUAUAUCAGGUUUUAUUCGAUAUAUGUUAAUUUUAUUUUAUUCUAAUUAAGGUAGUAAAUAUUUCACUGAUUUCUUAUUGUGACGAAUUACAGUUUGUAGAUAGUUUUUGUCACAGACCGACAGCUAUCGGGAGAUUUACUUAGAACUAGUUGUCUCAUCCUUUUUUAGGAAUAUUCAACUGUGCAUAGCUAUAAUUCCAUUGACUAUCAAACUUAGAAGUUUAUGAGCCCAUUAUACAUUACCCAGUCAGAAUACAAUUAAUGUACCGUACAUCAUGAUAUUUAUGUAUCUGAAGAAGCCUACGAACUGGGACGAAAACACUAUCUAGUGUUUUACCUGAUUUUCAUUGGUUUCCCAUCUAAUGUUAGACUUGUUUGAUGAAAACUACAUUCAAAUUGAAUUAUCCCACACAAAACCCAACCUUAUCCUAAUUUACAAUUUCUUAUACAAUACAUAUCAGCAAUCUAUAUGUAUUUUCUAUCCUGUUGUUGUCUUUUUAGUUAUAUUUACUUCUAUAGGUCCCUUUUUAAAGAACCCAACUCUUAUACGAGUCUAAAUUAUUUAUGACGCACAUCCUUUAUACGUGUUUUAAUCAUGUUAGCCUGUAAGAUUUACGACCUAUUUUUUCCUGCCAGCAAACCGAAAACAACCGAAAAAUAGACAAUAAGUAAUUUUAAUCAUCUUCCUACUACGUGUAUUUUCUUCUUGCUCUGUUUAAUUAGGUUUUGAUUGAGAAAGGGAAGAAAUUAGCUGAUUAAGCACUGAAUGGAAUAAAGGGCGAACGACAGUUGUUUGAUGAUUAUUGAAAUCAUCAUAACAAACAGAAGUAUUCAGUGUUUACAGUGACAUAAUGGAAUAUUAACAGUCAAAUAUUUUUGAAGUCAGUUAAUUGAAUGAUUGAGUCAACUAUUCAUAAGAGCCUUUUCAAAAUUUUUUCUUGACACAUAAUUUGUCUAAAUUCUAUUAUCAUCGUAUAUAAUUAAUUGUUAAAUAAGGAUUAUUUUAGCUGUGUUUUUUCGAUUCUAUAUAUAUCGGAAAAAAAAGUUUUACAUAAUUUGUCUAUCGCAAUGAAACAAUAAAGAUUCAGUACAUUGUGAAUGCCGACAUUUUACUAUUUAUACUGAUGCAGUAAAUUAUAGAAAAGGAUCAAUAUUGUGUUGAUCUCAUAUUUUAUCAAUAAUGUGUGCUCUUCGAAGAAAGAAUGAUAUUGCUACUCAGUUUUAGGUAUUAUUCAAGUUGAUUUUUGGUUGAUAGCGAUACGUUAAUUCAUCAUAGGAGAAAUCAGGUAUUUUUUCUUAAUAUUACAAUGUCAUUAUAUAUAUUCAUCAUUGAACUUAGCCAUUUGAAAUGUGGGCUUUUGAAAAACAAACUUGUUAACUUUACGGACUUAUCAGUCUUGUACAAUAAGUGUAGAUAUUUUUAAUAUCUCUGUUAAAUAGUUAUAAUUCCAUAUAAAAGCUAAUGAGGUUCUGGUACAUUUCAUGAGAUUAGUCUUGUUUGUCUAAAUUGGAAUAAAAGUAAGACAACAUGUAGAAGAGUUGUUUCAUCAUACAGUAUCAGUUCUUCCUAGUUACCUACGAUAAUUGUAACUAAUGGUUAAUUGUUUUUUCUUCAAUAUUCAUAUGUACUUUUUCAUGUUAUUUAGAAUAAAAGUGACUCGGUAUAUAGAACUUUACUUGAUACACGAAUCUCACUUAAUCAUUUCCUAAUCCGUAGGUAUUACGUGUACUUUGCAUCUUUUAAAUGCAAAGUAAUUUAAAAAGACUGAUAAAAUCAUUUGUAUGCAUUUACUUUUGACCGUAAACCACUAGGGUUGGUCGGAAUAUUUGUUUAUCUUUGUAUUCGUGUGUGUACUAGUGGUGGUGUGAAUGAUGAGACUAAUAUACGGAUAGCGAAAGCCAGGAAGAAACUUAUCCCGAUGUGGUCUAUUUUAGUCCCGUCGUUCGUUUGCUUUCUUUCAUUUAUUAAUUUUAAUUAUACUCCCUUCUCUCUCUACAGAUUCACAAUAUCACUUUCUUAUUCACGUGGCGUAUACUUAUCUUGGUGCUCAUUUCAUAUCAGUAAUUGUGUUUUCAAUAAAUCUUUAAAAAUUGUUUGUAUUCUUUAACGACAGAAAGCCAGAUGAUUAAACGAUCUAUUUGUUUUUAGCUAUAAAAUACUAGUCUAGUCCUCCGUUUUUUUUGUUUCCUGCUCAUUCUUCCGUUGUUUUUUUGUUUAUUUAUUUUAAAUUGUCAGGCGGAAACGGAUUUCUCACGUAUUGUUAAUGAAGUUGAUCCCGGUCAUACAGGUUACAUAUCAUUUGAUGCAUUUUUGAACUUUAUGACACGAGAUAAUGUUGACGAGGCAACUGAAGAACAACUUAUUCAAUCAUUUAAAACACUUGGAGGUGAUAAAGUAAGCUUAGUCUCCACAGAGUAUAUUACAUAGUUCUGUUUUUAUAGUCAUUAUUCUACUGUAAAUGGCAUAAUUUACAAUUCAUUCAGAAGUAUCUAGGAUAUCGUCAUAAGAUGCUUUUGUUUAGAAGAUGUACAAGUAGUUAUGUCUGCAGUUGUUUGCAUAAUUUUAUCAAGAGUACAGAAUUCAAUGUACAUCGGAACCCUUUCGAUUUCAGUAUACAGUAAGUUGUAUGAUCUUCGGCUAAAGCAGUGAUUUAGAUAGACUGAACAAUUUAAUAAAAUUAGAUUGGUGGUUAAAUAUAGAGACGUGAAGAAUUGAUUUUCUUUCAUGCACAUAGUUCCCCUCAUCAUUUUGAAAAGAGCAAGAACAACAAUUCUAGGAGAAUACCAUGAAUUCAUUUUAUUUCGUUGGUUCUCGUCAGCUGCUUACAACCUGUGAUAUCUGACAUUAAAUAUCACAGGUUGUAAGCUAUUCUGCUAGAAUUUUUGCUUUUGCUCUUUUCAGAAUUGAUUUUCUGAUAUAAUCAGCCUAUGUUGGUCAUCACUGUUUUAUUAAAGACAAUCCUGUACUUCUGGAAGACUUGCACUUUUGAACUCUGUAUGGAAAACAUGUUUUGUUACAUACAUAAAAUUCAAUCCUAUGUUUUGCCCAUAUUCAACUUGUAUAGUACUAUUGUCUUUCGGCACCAAGUUUUUGUUGACAGUCAUACGAAAUUCUCUUUUUUCGCCGACGAUAUAAAAUGUAUAAUGCAUCCCAUCCACAGCAUAAUGUGAGUAAUUUAUUUAUUCUUCGAGUCAUCCAAGCCAUAGUUUGAAUAAUUCGGUUGGUAGCGUUGUCAGUAGUAAAGGAUUUUAGCUUUUUAGCUUCUUACAGUCUAAAAUGAAUUGUUUUAUGAAUCAGUUUUCAAGAACCUAGUGAAUACAGUAGAUAUUUAUCCAUCACGAUAUGGAGAUCAAUGUUCGAUCACUUUAUCAGUUGUUAGUUUGAAUUGUAUUCUUUUCGCCAAGAGUUAAAUUGUUUUUAAAAUCCCUCGUUUAUAUUGUUUUAGGGAUAUAUCACUGCUCAGGAUAUCAAAGAACGUCUUUCUGCUAGUGAUGCGGAAUAUUGUUUACAGAAUAUGCCUGUAUUAAAUGGACCAACGGGAGAUUCUGGUGCAUUAGACUUUGAAUCUUUUGCCUACAGUAUAUGUGGUCGUAAACCAACAUCAUGAUGAUAUUGAUGAUAUAAUUGUGUUUAAAAGUUUUGUGCUUCAUUGUUUGUUAGUUUGUAUAACAUCAUUCCAUUUUGUAUUCGUUUGUUUAAUUAUUAGUAUUUUUAUUUACAUAAUGUUAAGUUUUUACUUUGUAUCAUUCAUACCGACGAAAAUGGCAGUUUGCUAUUUUUUUUUUCGUGUUUUUUUUUCUCUAGAAAAAAAUAAUUUUGUGGGACAACACAGUAUUAUUGUUCUUCGGUAUUUUUUCCGUCCAUCUUAUUCCCCAAUUUUUAAUAUAAUUAAAUUUCCCAAGAUAUCUAUUCUUGUAUUUAUCAAAUAUAUACGGAUGUAUGAUUUUUCUUCAUAAGCUGAUAAUGCUUGGUUAGUUUGAGAUAAAAGAACAUCAUUUGAAAUGGUCCCUAUAUCAACUGAACAUUGUUAUCGAUAGUGGUUGAUUUCGUUUCUUCCUGUCUCAGUGUAACACGUUUAGGUUCUGUUGCUUCAUAAUUGAAAAAUUGUUUUUUUAACCACUCAUCGUUUUUUUUACAACAGGUUGUUUACCAUUUUGAUUCAUUUCAACCUAUUACUCGAUAAUUCCACCAUUUUAGUUGGUCAUAUACACACACGCACACAUGUUAAUGUGUUGUUUUUCUCCACAGCAAUAACGUAGUAGUAUGAGAAGGAAUAUUUAAAUUCUAAUCUAUAAGAGAAGUUUGUAUUAACUGACAGUAUUAUAAUUAAUUUAUUAUUUCUUUUUUGAGUUCCCCAAAUUAAAACAAAAUACCCUUAUGUGUCUGUUAUUUAUACAUUAAAUUAAAUUUCAUUUUUUUCGAUAAAAUACAAACUUGAGUGUUUACAUUUUUUGUUCACACAUUACUUAUCUGGAUUUUUUUUCUACCAACAUUUUAAUUUUGUCAGUUUCCACUCUUUAUUUUUUCCCUCUUUAUAUACCUCUUAUUUAAUACAGUUGGAAAUGUAUAAUCUUCCAAGUAAAUUUUUUUAAAUGUUUAAACUCACGUUCUACGAACUAAGAUAUCCUUGUACACUCCUCUGAUAUCCAAGUCUUCGUUAGUCUUCUUGUUUGUGAUUUAUCUGUGUGUGUGGUUUUUUUUUUCAAAUUUGGUUAUUGUUGCAUCAAUUUUCGUAAUAAAAUGAAAUAAAUUUUAAUAAAUUCUUUUAACCAACAAAUAUUUUUUGUUUGUUUCAUUUUUUUUAUAACACGAUUUUUGUUGGUAUGACUAAGGAAUGAAUGUAUAAGUAUGAUCGUUAGUUGUUGAUGUGUGAUAUAUGUGAAUUAGUAGAUUUAUAUGGAUCUGCCUAUAUGUGAUGUUCAACAUACACACAUAUAAUUGAAAGUUAAUUUGUAUAAUAAAAUCAUGUGUAUGCUAGUUUGUUUGAUGUACGUUCUGCUUAACCAUGAAAGUACAGAGUGUGAUAAAUUAAUGGUUUAAUUUCAAUAAAUACGUUUGCAUAAUGAACAGUGAAAUAGGUUAUAACAUCUAGUCUUAAAUUAGAUGAAUACUAAUGAUAUUGAGAGAGCUUUUUACAGCUUUAUAUGCAUAUCAGAUCAUCGAUUAAUACACAAUUUUGUCUUAUGACUAACUGUGAUAUCUUUACUUCACACUUAGUCAAUUUUCUGCAGCCUAGUUACAAGGUAACUGUUUAAUUAUAGUGUUCGAUAAAGAAGCAUACAAGUAUUCUAAGUAAAUCAAGUCACUACUAAUCGAUCUAUUCAGACUUCAAUUUUACUAGCCUGACUCUUCUAACUUUUGUUGCAUAGACGUAUGUUAAGUUGAAGUGCUCAUAUUUUUUUGUUUAUUCAUUCUGAUACGUGUUACGUAAAUAAAAAGUCAUCUUUAUUGGUUCUCAUAUGGUGGUACAUCUAGCUUCCCAACUCCACCUUACUCAACUAUUGAGUUCGUACCUAUCUGUAGAAUGUUAAGUGAUCUAAAUGUUUUUACAUUAAUACUUAUUCUUACAUGAUUUUCAAUCUUCUAAAUUUCAUCAGUCUACAUUAUAUUGUAAGGCUUAGAUGGUUAAUUACUUGACACUUCGUACUGAGGUUUGCAUCUAUAGGUUUGUUUAAUUAGUUUGUCGCUUAAUAUUAUUAUUGUAAGGGGUUGUAGAUAUUGUUAGAUUACAUUGAAAUCACAAGCCAACCUAAGUUAGGCAACCAUCAAAAACCUGGAAUUACUGGAUGAGCGUUUCGCCCCAGUACAGGACUCUUCGGGAGUGUGCAUCCGCGACCUCGUAACCAAGAGUCAAAUCCAAGACCCUUAGUUUUAUAUAAAAUUUCCUGUUUUUUUAUUCUCUAUGAUUAAUAUUAAACUAGUUGUGUGGUAUCUAUUAGUAAACUUUGUUCAACUUAUAGGUCUCAAAAACAAGAUGAAUGCACUCAUUGAAUGGUGUGUAAUCAAUUUACUAAAUUAAGCACCAUAACUAUCUUACAAUUAGUUUUUUCUGUAGAGUUAUUAAGUAUCAGUCUUGCGUUUUGAUUGGACUAAUUG
Molecule: messenger RNA, 26768 nt
Organism: Schistosoma haematobium
Lineage: Eukaryota; Metazoa; Platyhelminthes; Trematoda; Strigeidida; Schistosomatidae
Gene: ACTN2
Product: actinin alpha 2
Exons: 11
Coding region: 85-1467 (460 amino acids)
Biological process (GO): muscle cell development; actin cytoskeleton organization
Cellular component (GO): cell projection; cortical actin cytoskeleton; plasma membrane
Molecular function (GO): actin filament binding; calcium ion binding
Source: RefSeq, a predicted model, not a curated record